This is a messenger RNA of Arachis stenosperma, 678 nucleotides long. RefSeq lists its product as uncharacterized. The transcript is spliced from 3 exons. Lineage: Eukaryota; Viridiplantae; Streptophyta; Magnoliopsida; Fabales; Fabaceae. The record is from RefSeq and is a predicted model, not a curated record. Bases 1 to 678 code for a protein of 225 amino acids.
AUGGCGAUUCUACAAGAACAGAAUGAAGCGAUAGCCCAAAAGAGGAGGUUGGCAAAGCAGAAAGAAGAGGCACGAAGAUGCAGACUGAAAAAGCUAAAAAAGGAUCGGAAGGCUUUAACGGUGCUUUUGGGAAGAUGGCAUAAGAACAAAUUUGGUGACAUGGAUAAGAAAAUUCAGCGCUUUAAGGAGGAGAUCAGGAAGAUAGAUAAGUUGGCAAGAAAUGGAGUUUAUGAUGGUACAGUGGAGGCUAGAAGGAAGGCUUUAGUAAGCUGCUACAAGCAGUGGCAUGUGAAGGAUAUGGAUAAGAACACUAGGUACUUCCAUAACUUGGCAUCGGCAAGACAAAGGAACAAUAGAAUUGAUGCUCUGGUAAUUAACGGAAGGUUAAUAAGAAAUCAAGCUCGAAUCAAGAUUGCUAACGGAGAGUUUUAUAAAUAUUUGCAUCACCAAGAGAGAUCACCGGUUGUGGGUUUUAGGGACGAACAUGUUAAUCAGAUUGAUGAAGAAGAUUCGGUAGCUCUAGAGAGAAUACCGACAAUGGAGGAGAUUAGAGAGGCAGUUUGGGAUUGCGAAUCAUCUAAGGCUCUAGGAAGUGAUGGGUAUAACAUGAAUUUCAUUAAGAAGUUCUGGGAUGAGAUUGGUGCAGAGUUCAUGACAAUUAUACUGGAUUUCUUUUGA